Messenger RNA from Myiozetetes cayanensis, 712 nucleotides. It is a transcript of the gene CNIH4, whose product is annotated as cornichon family AMPA receptor auxiliary protein 4. The record is from RefSeq and is a predicted model, not a curated record. The coding region runs from base 39 to 473 and encodes 144 amino acids. Gene Ontology annotation, cellular component: endoplasmic reticulum membrane; COPII-coated ER to Golgi transport vesicle. The transcript has 5 exons. Lineage: Eukaryota; Metazoa; Chordata; Aves; Passeriformes; Tyrannidae. Gene Ontology annotation, biological process: endoplasmic reticulum to Golgi vesicle-mediated transport.
GGCCGGGAGGGCCGCGGGGCGGCGGGCGCGGCGGCGGGAUGGAGUCGGUGGUUUUCAUCUUCUCGCUGAUCGACUGCUGCGCCCUCAUCUUCCUCUCCGUCUACUUCAUAAUCACACUAUCAGAUUUGGAAUGUGACUACAUCAACGCUCGAUCGUGCUGCUCCAAGCUCAAUAAAUGGGUGGUCCCUGAGGUGAUUGGCCAUGCUGUUGUGACAGUAUUAAUGCUUAUUUCAUUGCACUGGUUCAUCUUUCUCCUUAAUUUGCCAGUAGCAACAUGGAAUAUAUAUAGGUACAUUAUGGUGCCAAGUGGAAACAUGGGAGUAUUUGAUCCCACAGAGAUCCAUAACCGAGGACAACUGAAAUCACACAUGAAAGAAGCCAUGAUUAAACUGGGCUUUCAUCUGCUCUGUUUCUUCAUGUACCUUUACAGUAUUAAUCAACAGAGCACCUUUGAUUCUAAAGAGAAAGAAUAGAGGAAGGGUGACCUGAAGGACUGUUUCGUGGGAUCUGCUGUGAGGGAUUUGGUGACUCUCAGCCAGCCUGCAGCUUUGAGGGUUCUGCUGAUUAGAAAAAGCAAAUUCCUCAAGAGAAAGUAAGCUAAGAAUAAUCUUCAGAGUACAGAGAAAGAGGGGCAAAUGAGUGGACCUCCUCAAGACCCCUUUUCCAUUCUAAUCAUUACUCCUGGACUGCAUUAAACACAGCUGUGUCUGUA